Molecule: messenger RNA, 1147 nt
Organism: Rotaria sordida
Lineage: Eukaryota; Metazoa; Rotifera; Eurotatoria; Philodinida; Philodinidae
Source: the annotation of a GenBank genome assembly
AUGGCAAAUAAUGAAAUUGAACAAGUAAUAACAAAUGGAACAUCAGAAACGAAACAUUCAAAAUCUAAAAAACAAAUUAAUCAUAAUAAUGGCGAUUCUUAUAUACCUGAUUAUUUAAAAGUAUCAAAUCGUAUAUUUAAAAAAAUGUUAAUUAAUUCGUUAGAAGGUGCUAAGGAAAUUGUUAAAAGAUUAAAUUCAAAAGAUAAAAUUAAUUAUAUUCGUCAAUACGCUUAUUUAAUUCAUCGUCUAUUCUAUGUACAAUUACAAGAAAGUCAAUGGAAAUAUUAUUAUGAUAUUGGUAUACAAGAAAAUAUUUGGUCAGGACGUGUAUCAAAAAAAUGGGCUGCUAUGAAUAGUAUGAAUUAUACUUAUGGUCGAUCAAAAACAUUAAUUAUUCAACGUCUAAAAAGCAUUGAACGACAACUUCAACAAGUAUCACAAGCAUUACGAGAUUUUGGUAAUCAACCAUUACCUCAAUGUCUAUCUGGAAUGAAUCCUCCAUUAGACUUUGAAAAAAUAUCAGCAAUGGUUACAGCUGUUGUACGUAAAGGUCAACAUAAAUUAAAGCAACAAUUUGAAUACAAUAAAAAAAUGUUAAAAUUAGACUCAACAGAUCACCUUUUUGUAAAAAAUGUUUAUGAUUUUAAACCAAAUAAACAACAAAUUCGUUGUAUUCGUAAUAUAUGGAAAGCAAUUCAAAAUAAAAAACAAAUGGAAGAACAAAUUGAAAUAUUAAAACAUCGUAUCUAUUCAAAUUGUUUAUCACCAGCUUUUAAUAUUCUUGAUUAUACUCUUGAUAAAAUUGAUAAAAUACUUAGUCGAUCAAAACAAUCUGCUAGUAAUGAUAAUGAUAACCAGCAACAAACAAUAUUAACUGCACGUCGUUUAAAAAAAAUUGGACGAUUUAAAUAUGAUAUGCUCGAAUUAAGUAUAGCAGCUGGUGAAGAAAAAGUACGAUAUUAUGAUAAGAUAGCUAAAAAAGAAAAAAAGAAAUUAUUAAUAAUUACAAAUAAAUUCAAGAAAACUAAUUCGGAUUCUGCCAUAUUUAAACAAUUAAUGGCAGCUAUUGAAGCAGGUGAAAAACAUAUGAUAGAACGUGCUAAUUAUAUUACACAACAAAAAAUGAAAUCUUUUUUCGACGAAGCUC